AUGUCGGCCCAGCCUCCUCAUCCGACCUUGCUGAUUCCCGGCCCCAUUGAGUUUGACGAUGCCGUGCUGCACUCCAUGUCCCAUUUCGCUGAGAGCCAUGUCGGCCCGGCCUUUGUCAAAACCUUUGGCGAGUCCCUGACCCUUGUCCGCAAGCUCUUCCAGAGCACCUCUCCCGCCGCCCAGCCCUUCAUCCUUGCCGGCUCCGGCACCCUCGGCUGGGACCUCGUUGCUUCCAACCUCAUCGAAUCCGGCCAGGAAGCGCUCGUGCUUCACAGCGGAUACUUUGCCGAUUCCUUCGCGGCCUGUCUCGAAACCUACGGUGCGAAGCCCACCCAGUUGAAAGCACCCAUCGGCGACCGUCCCGCCCUCGCCGAUAUUGAACAAGCAUUGAAGCUAGCGGACUACAAGAUCAUCACCAUCACCCACGUCGACACUUCCACUGGCGUCCUCAGCGACAUCAAAGCCGUCGCUGAGCUCGUCCGGCGCGUCAGCCCAAACACUCUCGUCGUCGUCGACGGCGUCUGCAGCGUCGGCUGCGAGGAAAUCGCCUUUGACGCAUGGGACAUCGAUGUCGUCCUCACCGCCAGCCAAAAGGCCAUUGGCUGCCCUCCAGGCCUCAGCAUCGUGAUGUGCUCCGGCCGCGCCAUGGAGCGAUUCAAGACCCGGCAAUGCCCUCCAGCCAGCUACUACGCCUCCCUGGCCAACUGGCUCCCCAUCAUGCAAAACUACGAAGCCGGUAAGCCGUCCUACUUUGCGACUCCGGCGACACAGCUCGUCCGAGCACUGCACACCGCUCUGGCCCAGAUCGCUUCCAAACCGCUCUCUGAGCGCUUCGCUGCUCACCGCGCCGCCUCUGCGCGAGUCAAGAGCGCAGUGGCCGAGCUGGGAUUGCACCAGCUGGCUGCCAAGCCGGAGUGUCAGGCCAAUGCCAUGACGGCGAUCAGAUUGCCUGAGGGAUUGACGCCGGCGGAUGUUCUCCCCAUUCUGGGUAAGAAGGGCGUGGUGUUCGCUGGUGGUUUGCACAAGGACAUUGCGAGCACCUACAUUCGGUUCGGCCACAUGGGUGUGAGUGUGAUGGAUCCUGCGAGGAAUGAUAUCGACAAGGCCAUCCAGGCCUUGAAGGAGGCACUUGCAGAAGUGACCAAAUAA
Messenger RNA from Uncinocarpus reesii 1704, 1149 nucleotides. RefSeq lists its product as uncharacterized. Gene Ontology annotation, cellular component: peroxisome. Lineage: Eukaryota; Fungi; Ascomycota; Eurotiomycetes; Onygenales; Onygenaceae. Bases 1 to 1149 code for a protein of 382 amino acids. The transcript is spliced from 2 exons. Gene Ontology annotation, molecular function: L-serine:pyruvate transaminase activity; L-alanine:glyoxylate transaminase activity. The record is from RefSeq and is a predicted model, not a curated record.